Molecule: messenger RNA, 3590 nt
Organism: Notechis scutatus (mainland tiger snake)
Lineage: Eukaryota; Metazoa; Chordata; Lepidosauria; Squamata; Elapidae
Gene: DKK3
Product: dickkopf Wnt signaling pathway inhibitor 3
Biological process (GO): multicellular organism development; negative regulation of canonical Wnt signaling pathway
Cellular component (GO): extracellular region
Molecular function (GO): receptor antagonist activity; co-receptor binding
Source: RefSeq, a predicted model, not a curated record
AAGAGAGGAGGAGGUGCGGAGGUGCCAACGCAUCCCUCGCUCAGGCGCACCAGCGGCUGCAGACCGGCGAGGCAGGCCCAGGAGGAGCUUAGCGCGCCUUUUCCAGAUCCAGGAACUGAUCGGAGGGCGAAAAAAAAAAAAACACCCCCAAACCGGUUUUCUUCUAGGCUUUCUCUGGAGAAUCAUUACAGCAGUUCUGAGGAUGUUUCUGCUUGGCUUGCUCUUCUUGCCGGCUCUUCUGGGCAUGGUCUUUUCAGCCCCUGCUUCAGACAGUAAGAAAAAGGAGCAACCCCAGGAGAUACUGCUAAGCUUUCCAAAGGAUGAAACUAGCCUGAAUGAAAUGCUCCAGGAAGUUGAGGAGUUGAUGGAGGAUACUCAGUACAAGCUGACCAAUGCAGUCAGAGAGAUGGAAGCAGAGGAAGGAGGCUCUAAAAAGAUAAUGGGAAUUGAAUUUCAGAAGCUUCCUGCCAAUUACCAUAAUGAAUCCUACACAGAUACAAAAGUUGGAAAUAAAACUAUACACAGACAUCAAGAAAUUGAUAAGGUAACGGAUAACAAAACUGGAUCUACUAGCUAUUCUGAGACUAUUAUUACAUCAAUACAAGAAGACAGAAAGAGAAAUCAUGAGUGCAUUAUAGACGAAGACUGUGAAAUUGGAAAAUACUGUGCAUUCUCUGAUUUGGCGUACCACUGUCACAUUUGCAAACCGCAACACGGACACUGUUCUCGGGAUGUGGAGUGUUGCGGAGAACAGCUCUGUGUAUGGGGUGAGUGCAUGCAAGCUGUCUCAAAAGGAGAAAAUGGAACAAUUUGUGAAAAUCAACAUGACUGCAAUCCAGGUUUGUGCUGUGCAUUUACAAAAGAUCUUCUGUUCCCCAUAUGCAACCCCUUCCCUGGUGAGAGAGAACCUUGCCGUAAUCCUUCAGAUGAGCUUCUCAACCUAAUUACUUGGGAGCUGCAACCAGAUGGAGCUCUUGAUCGGUGCCCAUGUGCUCAUGGGUUGAUUUGUCAGAAGCAGAGUUAUAGCAGCGACUCUCUUUGUGAAUUAUCACGGAACAAGACUCAAAGUGAGGACAAAAAACAACUACUAGCGGAUGAAUUAUCCCUUCUGGAUUUUGUAACUCAAGAUAUUCCUGGUGAAUAUGAAGAGAGACUGAUGAAAGUGCAGAAAGAACUGGAAGAUGGAGUGACUGAUCCAGAAAACUUAGCUAUGGCUAGUGACCUUUUUGGAGAGGAAAUAUAAGUCGAACAAGUUAAUUGACCACACGUACACUAUUAUCGCUGUUUCAAGAGUUAUUAUACACACAUGGUAUACCUGCACCUCUUCUCUGCUGCAUAGAAGUGCACUUAAGUCCACUUAAAUAGAUUAAUGAAAAUAGAUUAUUCUUCUAAAGCUCAAGCUAAAUACUGUAUAAUGGGUAGAGAUCUCUACCUUUUAAGUACUGUUUUGAGCUGGUUAAGAGUUAGGAUUGAAUUAAGUCAAGUGGUUUGAAUUAUGUAUUUCCUGUAUAUAUUGCUUCUUUAAAAGAGAUUCCAGCUAUUUUCUCCUUAAAAGCUCAAUGAUAUUGAAGGAUGCUAUGUACUUUGUUACCAGAACCUAUAGGAACUUGGUAUAUAUGCAUAGGAUAACUGUUUUAGUUAUAUUGAUUACACCGGAUAGAAGUGGUAGCUUCACAUCUUGGUUUGGAAUGAACAUUUCCUGAAUGACAAUAUGGCUGAAAUUGGAUGGGUUGUACUGCAAUAAAACUGAACACUCCUCAUGGCAAGACAUGUAAAACGUGUAUCUACAGGUAUUUAUAAAUAGCACUUAGACUUACAUACCACUUCACAGUGCUUUACAGCCCUCUUAAGCGAUUUAGUCAGCAUAUUGCCCCCAACAAUAUGGGCCCCAUUAAGGAUGAGUCAACCUUGAGCCCGUGAGGAUUGAACCCCAGGCGCGCUCUCUCUCUCAACACGCACACAUAAAAAGCUGAUCAUUUGAGUGUUUUAGGAUGUAUACCUUCUCCACAGUACAGGUCCAAUCAGCCAUAGCUACGUAGUUUCUUCAAAUCCUCACAGUUCCAUGAACAGGAAAAUGCAAUUAUAGAGUGGUAUUUUUUUGUUUUUUGUUUUGGAGUAUCUGAAUAUUGGAAAAGUAGAGCUUUUCUUGAUUUUCUUUUAAAUAACCAUCUUACUAUGCCAUAGAAAUAUUAUUUCCAACCCUUAUAUUUUUAGCAGCGUUGUCUAAUCCUUUAAGAUAAAUUGGAGUCCUGGUCAAAUUUUGUCUGAGUGACAGUUUCAAACAUUGUAGGAAUGAAUACUGGCCUUAUCUACAACAUCUGUCUAUAUUCUCCAAUCUUUGGUUGUUAUCACAAAGGUCUCACUAGGAACUGUAUUCAUGUUUUCUCUGAAUAUGUAUAUGCCUCAGUUCCAGAUCCCUCAUGAAUUAGAAAAGAAAUUAAACACAAACUAGUCAGAUUUUGUGCAGCACUGGCACCUGUGCAGAAUAAAUAGCAUAGCAAUAGCACUUAGACUUAUAUACAGCUUUAUAGUGCUUUACAGCCCUCUAAAUGGUUUACAGAGUCAGCAUAUUGCCCCCAACAAUUUGGCUCCUCAUUUUACCCACCUUGGAAGGCUGAGUUAACCUUGAGCCUGGUGGGAUUUGAACUGCCUAAUUGUAGGCAGCUGGCUGCAGAAGUAGCCUGCAGUACUGCACUCUAACCACUGCGCCACAGAUGCUCUUUCAUAUAUAAAGCUUCACAUAUUCAAAUACCUGUGACAUCUUUCCACAAUUAGCUGCAAGUAUUCAUGGCAAUUUAAGAUCCACCAGCAAACAAACAUUUGGAAGUCAAUUCAAAAGGCUUUUCUUCUGUCUACAUAAGAAUUUCUUGCAAAACAAUUCUGUAUUUUGACUAUUACAAUAAAAUUCAAAGUGUCAUUAAAGUAACAAUAGAAUGAACAAAUGUUUUAUUUGCAUGUUCAUGGUUGUAAACAGCAUCUGGCAUGGAAAAAUUUACCAAAAGCUUUGACUGAUAUAAAUUAGAUAGCAUUUUCGAAAAGAAAAGAAAAAGAAACCCCUCUAUGAUAUUGUUUGUAAUUGCUCUUAUGUAGCAAAUUAAAUCUCAUAUAUGCUUUGCAAUGAAAUCAUAUUUUAUGCAUCAAUCUGUACCACAUUUUGAACUACUGCAAACUAUAUUGGGAGGUGUUAAAUGAAGGGCAUUCAUUUAAAAAAAGCUACAUGUAAAAACUAUGAAUCAACUCUCAAGAAAAAAUGUGAUUUGCAAUGAUGCUAGAAAAAGCAAACUCAAAAGAAUCCCAGUCCAAAAAUGUACAAAAAUAAGUAGCUAACCAAACAAAAAGCCCUGAAACUCAUUAACAAGGAAACAUUACAAAUCUAAGUACCCAACAUUGCCCUCAAAAACAAAAGGGAUACAAAUUUAAAUAGCCAGCUAUACUCUUAAAUGUACACAGUGAAUAUCGUUAUGUGGAAAGAAAUACCAUAGUAAGCAGUUGAAAUGUAUUUCUGGUAACUCAGGAGAGCAAAACAGUAUUUACACACUGAACAGAAUAGUGACAUUGCCAUUAUUCAUAACCUAACUAAAAAUCAGUUA